Molecule: messenger RNA, 1683 nt
Organism: Aspergillus calidoustus
Lineage: Eukaryota; Fungi; Ascomycota; Eurotiomycetes; Eurotiales; Aspergillaceae
Source: the annotation of a GenBank genome assembly
AUGCUGGACCGGAGCGACAGCAGCAGCCAAUACCACUAUUAUCAACCAGGCAUCGGCACCUAUGUCACAUCAGUCUCUCUGUCAGACAAUGGCCUAAUCCAGAAGCUGAAGUCGGCAUAUGUCAAAGCCAAAGCCGCUGCGAUCGGAUCUACCUUUGCCGACCACGUCAUGGCCGGUUACAAGUUUCUGAUGCGAUACUAUUGUCCCGGAGACCAGAUCUACUUCUUCGGAUUCAGUCGCGGCGCCUAUGUGGCCCGGUUUCUGGCCGAGAUGCUGGACAGGAUCGGCCUCUUAAAAACGGGCAAUGAGGAGCUGAUCAGCUUUGCCUGGAAGACAUUUGCAAAGUGGCAGCAACGUACCAGCCGCACGAAAGCUGAAAAGGCCCGGAAGAAACAAUUGGAACAACACCUGGCUGACUUUAAGGACACUUUCUGCCAGCCCGUGAGCCAGAUACGAUUCCUAGGCCUAUUUGAUACGGUUAAUAGCGUCCCUCGUUUUGAGAACGCCUGGAUGAGGCGGAGCAGGUUCCCAUAUACCGCCCGCACCUCAGCCAGAGUGAUCCGUCAUGCGGUCAGUAUCGACGAACACCGCGCUAAGUUUCGACAGGAUCUCGUGUCAGAGGUCAAACCGUCAAAGGAAUCACGGCAUUCAAGAUUGCGUCGCCGCGUAAAGGCACACUUUGCCGCCAAUCCCCAUCUGCGCCACCACCGGCAUAUAUUGCCUGAGAGCCCGAUGAAGCAGGAGCCCGAACAAGAGAAACCAAAGAUGUCAGAUGAUAACUGCGACUCCAAACAUGCAAGAAACGGCCCUGUUCGGCAUGCCGCGCUUGACGCCGAUCCGGAUCGUCUCAACAGGGAACGACAUCUGGCAUUGGCGGGAUUCCCCGAUCCUCCUCACGCGACUGAUGGCGUGGACUCGAUGAUUUCCACCGAGAGAUCCGGCACUGCAUCCGACCAUGGCGGCGAUAUUCCAACUGAACAGGACAUUGAGGAAGUAUGGUUUCCUGGCUGCCAUGCGGAUAUCGGAGGUGGUUGGGAGAUCAAGCAAAACGAGUGCUCUCUCAGCUACGUACCGCUGCUAUGGAUGGUCCACAAUGCGCAGCUGGCGGGACUGCGGUUUGAUACCAGCAAGCUAGCGCAUUUUGACUGUAUGACUGUCGGACAGGCGGCACAGUCGCGACGCGAAAAACGCUCAGAGGAUUUUGAGUCCAGAGCAAGCCCGAGCGGACAGGCGACCUCCAUUGGGAAGCGUGCAUCUGCUUCCGGCAUUCCAGAAGCCCUUCUUGAGAAGGCCAGCGCUGAUGGCAAAAUCCAUGAUUGCCUCCGAUUUGGCAGCGGCCCGUCCUGGCUCUCUGUUCUCUCCUGGAAGAUGAUGGAGUACCUGCCGUUUCGCCGGAUGGACCUUCAAGAAGACGGAUCCUGGAAGCCUGUCCGGUGGCCGCUUCCCCGCGGGGAGGUGCGCGAUAUGCCUGAUGACGCGAAGAUUCACGUUGCUGCGAUCCGGAGGUUGCACGCGAACUGCGACUAUCGGCCGGGAAAUCUGAUUAUGGGCGGCGGGGGUAGAGGGAAGUUGAAGGCUCCAAAGGAAGAGGGCAUAGGGGAGUGGACUGUGGCUGCACACGAGGGGUGUCCCUUGCAGGAAACAUAUGUCCGUAAGCCAAAGUCAUUUUCCCGCGACUAUUAG